UACUUGUUAUGGUUAACCUUAUCAUUACAGUUUCAGUUAAAUCCGACAAAAAACCAGGGACAGUUGAGAACAAAUUAGAAAGUAGUUUAACACCCUACAAAAGCUCUGAUUACAAGGAUCUUGGUUAUUGACACGUGCCUUUGCCUUUUUUUUAAAUUCAUAUGAAAUCUCAAGCCUUAUUAUAUCAGUUUCUUUUCUCACUUUACCCUGUUCUUUCCAUCAAAAAGGAAGAUUUACUGGUUAACUUGAAAGGAAAUUUAAUAAAAAUGGAAGAUGAAUUUUCUGAUGCCUAUAGUGAAACAUUUCCGGCUGCCGGUGCUAACGCCGAGCUGAAUCCCGGCCACGACAAGGACUUCAAGGAGGUUUCCUUGUCAAGUGAGAAUAAUGCUUCCCGAGAUAUCAAGGGAGGAGCUGAGCCACCACAAAAGAAAAAGGGAAGGCAAAACUCCAUGCAGACGCUGAAAAAAGCCGUGUUAAUUUCGACUGUGGCAGUGGCAGUGGCCGGAGUAGUCAUUGCCAUAACCAAGAAACUUAAAGAGAAGUGAACAUAUAUUUAUACAUAUACAUGGUUGCAGGAUGAUGCAGCUAGCCAAAAGAGUGUUAAAAUCUAGCAAAUUCAAUAUUAUUUUUUUCUGAUCUCAAGUUAUUUGUUUUAGAUUUUUUUGCCC
Hibiscus syriacus is the source of this 668-nucleotide messenger RNA. RefSeq lists its product as uncharacterized. Bases 162 to 545 code for a protein of 127 amino acids. The record is from RefSeq and is a predicted model, not a curated record. NCBI's taxonomy places the organism in Eukaryota, Viridiplantae, Streptophyta, Magnoliopsida, Malvales, Malvaceae. The transcript has 2 exons.